Molecule: messenger RNA, 297 nt
Organism: Lodderomyces oxycetoniae
Lineage: Eukaryota; Fungi; Ascomycota; Pichiomycetes; Serinales; Debaryomycetaceae
Gene: DAD1
Product: Dad1p
Exons: 1
Coding region: 1-297 (98 amino acids)
Cellular component (GO): spindle microtubule; mitotic spindle; DASH complex
Molecular function (GO): microtubule plus-end binding
Source: RefSeq, a predicted model, not a curated record
AUGUCCUCAUCAAGUAAUACCAAUGAAUAUUUUAACAAACAACGAGAUCUACUUCUACAGGAAAUUUCCAGCAAUUUAUCUGAAGUGUAUCAGAACUUGGAGACGCUAAACCGGGCAAUGAAUGAGAGUAUUCAGAUUGGGAAAGAAUUUGAUGAUGUAGGUCGGCUAUGGGCAGUUUUUUAUGAUGGGAUGAACGAAUUGAGAAAACUACAAAGCGAGGCAGAAAAGAAACUGGUGGAUGUACUGGAAGAGAAAGAGUUGUAUAGUCGGUCCGAUGUACCUUCUGAAAAAGAUUAA